This is a messenger RNA of Caenorhabditis sp. 36 PRJEB53466, 2353 nucleotides long. The record is from the annotation of a GenBank genome assembly. NCBI's taxonomy places the organism in Eukaryota, Metazoa, Nematoda, Chromadorea, Rhabditida, Rhabditidae.
AUGAAGGGAGAGAAGGACGAUAGCAGUGUUUGUUUUUGUACACAUUCUGCUUGUUUGCGAUAAAAUCUCCGACUUUUCAGGUGAUUUGCGACGAAUUGGAAGUGCGAAAUGUGGAUAGUUACGGACGAAAAAAACGAAGUUCCAGCGUGGAGAAGUGGCUGAGAAAAUCGGUGAGUGAGGGGGAGUUGGGAGGCACCGAAACACGAGCGGUUUCAGAACGAGAAGGGACGAAUGAAAAGACGUGUCGUCGCCGGAACACUGACGAUCACUGAUGAGGAAACGGCGAAGCCACGGCCAGGUAUGCCGUUAAUUACCGGGUUUACGGGUUCGACGCCGAAUCGCAGCGUGAUGGCCGUUUGAUGCCCGUCACGAAGAAACGUGUAAUUAGAGAAAGAAGGGGAAGGGAAGGAUGUUCUCUUCGUGAGAAAGACAGAAUUCAUCAUCAAUCCCUUGAAUCUAUUGAAAAAUGCAUUCGAAAAAUUGUGAAUUUAUUGCCCUUCUUCCUUACAAAUUCUCUCCCUUUUUGGAAAAGUGUUGACAAGCGGAGCGGUCCGUUAGUUAUGUCAGUCCCUGUGGGCCGUCCGCUCGGGUUCCCUCCACUCAUCACUCAUCACUUCUUCUUCUUCUUCUUCAGAAUUCUCCACUUCUUCUUCUUCUUCUUCUUCCCAGCAGUACUGCGUGCAGAAGGAUCGCAUCGAGUUCGUCGUCAUCAUCGUCGUUCUUCUCAUUCUCCUCCAAAUCGCCGUCGCCGUUUUCCUCUACCGAAAGUGUGUCUCUCGCGUGGCAAUGGACGCAUCGAGCGUGUAUUCGGAGGGCAGUUCCACGACGUCCUCUUCCGCAUCAUCCGCCACGUCAUCUGCCUACUCCACGUGUCAUCGGAGGGACGAGGCGCCCGUUCUCCCGCAAAGACCCUCCAGAUUUGUGGACGGUUCGCCUCAGUUCACGGAAAACCGAUAUAAUAGGUUACAUCAUUUCACUUGAACUAUUAUUAAUUGUUAUGUUUGACAUAUCUGGUACUUAUCAAAGUUCCAUUACCAUGCAAUAGUUUUCAAUUACCUAAUAUAUUGUGCAAUAGAGCGCACUUUCUUCCUCUACCCAUGUGCCUUUCCUCACUUUGACUCAACUUAAUUUAUGUUCAAUUCGAAUAAAGAUUUCAAUUUCCUCUCGUCACUCGACUGAACAGAGUUCCCUUUCCUUUGUGAACUCUGCUUUCUGAAAAGAGAAAGAAUAGUCAAGAAUUCUGCAGAAAUCCAUGCGAAUCAACAUGUUUACGUGGUGUCUGAUGCGCUCUAUUUCGAUCGGCUCCACAUGGACGAGCCGAGCAGAGAUCUAUUGUUUUCACUGUUUUUCGGCCCAGCUGGCACGUUUUUAUGAGUGAACGAACUCAUCAGAUGACUAGGAAGCGGACUGAAUAGACGGUGAAUAGAUCUGACUUUAAGGAACAAAACUAGACAUGUCAGGGAUAACUAACUUCUCGAGACAGUUUUUCGAUUCAGAAAAGAACUCUGAAUGGAUCAGGAAAUCUUGGAAGGUCCGGGAAACAUCUAUUUUUGAUUUUUGUCUUUGCAAUCACGUUUCGGUAUGUUUUCCAUGCUCCUCGUGACUGACCGCUCCGCCGGUGGUCCGUGCUAAACGGAGAGUUCACAAUCCGAGCGGGACCAUCCAAAACAUCACAUGCGCGAUCUCUCCGUCUCUCGAUCCGCCGUUUUCUCUCGUCUUCCGCACUUUCACGUUUUGUUGACUCAAUUGUGCUUUUCAGAACAAGAAGUGGAAGGGGCGUAGUCGAGACAUGCAAAAACAAAGGGAAAAAUGGGGCGGAGUGGGCACAGUCACAGGACUGAACAGUAUAAAAAGCGAGGAUUUCAUGUCAACAAACAUGACAUCUCUUUUCUUUUGUUUUCUUUUUAAACUUUUUCUACUUCAUUCCAGAAGCAACUUUGAAAUUCUUCCCAAAGCGAACUCAAGAUGAUGAGCGUUCCAGUGAUGGCCGACGAAGGAACCAAGUGGGAUUGGCCGCUCCAGAAGGGAGACGGAGUCGUCAAUGUGAGCUCAUUCCUUCCUUUUUCAGCGUCCCCUACAACAAUCAUCUUUUUUUCAGGUGCUCGACGACGACAAUCACUUCGAAGUGGGACUCGAGGCCCACCACUUCCUGCCGAAGGAGAUUGAGGUGAAGAACAUCGGCGAGCUGCUCGAGAUCCACAUGGAGCACACGGUCAAGACGGACCAGUUCGGCGACGUCUCCCGCAGCAUCACGCGCUGCUACAAACUGCCGAAGAACGUCGACAUGAAGACGAUCAAGAGCAACUUGGACUCGAACGGAAUCCUCCACAUCCACGCAUACAAGAUGCACUGA